Marmota monax (woodchuck) is the source of this 981-nucleotide messenger RNA. Its product is annotated as olfactory receptor 4A5-like. Gene Ontology annotation, cellular component: membrane. Gene Ontology annotation, molecular function: G protein-coupled receptor activity; olfactory receptor activity. The record is from RefSeq and is a predicted model, not a curated record. The transcript has a single exon. Gene Ontology annotation, biological process: G protein-coupled receptor signaling pathway. Bases 1 to 981 code for a protein of 326 amino acids. NCBI's taxonomy places the organism in Eukaryota, Metazoa, Chordata, Mammalia, Rodentia, Sciuridae.
AUGGGAGAAAAUAACAAUGUCACAGAAUUUGUCCUCCUGGGCCUCACCCAGGAUCCUGAUGGACAAAAGGCAUUAUUUGCCAUGUUUUUACUCAUCUACAUUGUGACAAUGGUGGGCAACCUGCUCAUUGUGGUGACUGUCAUUGCCAGCUCCUCUUUGGGCUCCCCCAUGUACAUCUUCCUUGCCUAUCUGUCACUCAUGGACGCUCUUUAUUCCAGUGCUAUCUCACCCAAGCUGAUUACAGACUUACUCUGUGAUAUAAAGACGAUUUCCUUCCCAGCAUGCAUGGGCCAGCUCUUCAUAGAACACCUGUUUGGGGGGGCUGAAGUCUUCCUUCUGGUGGUGAUGGCCUAUGAUCGCUAUGUGGCCAUCUGUAAGCCACUGCACUACUUGAGCAUUAUGAAUCGAAGUGUUUGCAUUCUCCUGUUGGUGGUGGCCUGGGCGGGAGGUUUUGUACACUCUGUGGUUCAGCUUGCCUUUGUGUACAAUCUCCCCUUCUGUGGUCCCAAUGUCAUUGACCACUUCAUCUGUGACAUGUACCCAUUAUUGGAACUUGCAUGCACUGACACCUACUUUAUAGGCCUCACUGUGGUUGCCAAUGGUGGAGCAAUCUGUAUUGUCAUUUUUAUCCUUCUCCUAAUCUCCUAUGGAUUCAUUCUAAACUCCCUUAAAACCUACAGCCUGGAAGGGAGGCGCAAAGCCCUGUCCACCUGCAUCUCCCACAUCACAGUGGUCUUCCUCUUUUUUGUUCCCUGUAUUUUCAUGUACGCUAGACCUGUUUCCAACUUUUCCAUUGAUAAAUCAGUGACUAUAGUUUAUACUGUUAUCACUCCCAUGUUGAAUCCUUUAAUAUAUACUUUAAGAAAUGGAGAGAUAAAAAAUGCUAUGAAAAAACUCUGGUGUAAAAAGUUAACUACAGGUGGAAUAAGAAUGCUCCCUGCUCAACAUGAUGCUAAUUCUAACAUAACAAACAGGCAGUAA